AUGAGGAGCCCGCGAGAACUCGCAGACCGCUCAAAAUACUGUCGAUUCCAUCGACAGCAUGGGCACGACACCGAACAAUGUCGUGAGCUAAAAAGACAGAUCGAGGAGCUCAUCCGCCGAGGGCAUCUCGGCCACUACCUUCUACCGGACAAGGAGCCAUCACCUCACCCAAGGGGUACCAUUGAGAGACACAUCGACGUAAUCGCCGGCGGCCCCGCAUCAGGAGGGGGCUCCAUGUCAGGAAGAAAGGCGUACGCCCGAGCCGCUCCUGAUGUGACCCCUGGGCACGGGCCCGAGCCCGAAAUCACCUUCCCAACCGGGGUCUCCAGGCAGCCCGAGCACGAUGAUGCCCUCGUGAUAUCAGCAAGGGUGGCCAACGCGCAGGUAAGGAGGAUCAUGGUCGACACGGGGAGUUCGGCCGACAUACUCUACUUUGACGCCUUCCAGAAGCUCGGCUUAGCCAAGGAAAGCAUGCGCCCAAUGGGUUCAGCGCUCACCGGGUUCACGGGAGAUUCGAUAUCACCUCUGGGGGCUAUCACUUUGCCCUUAACCCUAGGGAUCCCGCCAAGGUCAAAAACGGUAAUGACCACCUUUUUGGUGGUCGACCUUCCUACGGCCUACAAUGCCAUACUGGGACGGCCGACCCUCAAUAAGGUCAGAGCCGUCGUCUCGACCUACUACCAAACCAUUAAGUUCCCGACUCACGCAGGGGUCGGAGAAGUCUCUGGAAGCCCCCGAGAGUCCAGGCGGUGCUACCUAACCGCCGUUUCACUACACAAGAGGACCAGGGUCGAGCCACCACUAGAGGACCCGCGGGAAACAAAAAGGUCGGCCCCUCAUCCCGAGCAGAAGGGGCCCACCGUAGAUGUGCCGUUACAAGAAGCCCGACCCGACCGAACGGUCAAAGUGGGUUCGGAGCUACCCGAACAGGAACGAGAGCAGCUCGUCGGCCUCCUGCGGGAAAAUGCCGACAUCUUCGCCUAG
Musa acuminata AAA Group (dessert banana) is the source of this 984-nucleotide messenger RNA. RefSeq lists its product as uncharacterized. The record is from RefSeq and is a predicted model, not a curated record. Bases 1 to 984 code for a protein of 327 amino acids. The transcript has a single exon. Lineage: Eukaryota; Viridiplantae; Streptophyta; Magnoliopsida; Zingiberales; Musaceae.